AUGGCUUCCCGCGCCACUCUCCUGCCUCUUCUCUUCCUCUUCCUCCUCGUGGCGCCCGCGCUCGCCACCUCCGGCACCAUCGUCUUCACCACGCUGGGCCGGAGCCGCUACGGCUUCGACAUCUUCGCGCUCCCGCUCGAUCCGCUCUCCACCUCCCCAUCCGCCGCCGCCUCCGCGGAGCUCCUCCUCACAGACGGCGCCUCCCGCAACGGCUCGCUCAACCUCUACCUCACCCCGGUCCCCACCUCCGCCUCCGCCGCCCGCCGCCGCGAGGCGCUGGAGGAAACGGACGACUUGCCGCCCCCGACGCUCACGCCGCUGCUCCCGUGGGACCCCAUCGCGCUCAAGGACCGGCCCUCGCUGACCGCCGACGGCGCCCACCUGGUGUACGUCUCUACGGCGGAGGCCGCGGGGGCCCCGCGCCGGAGCUGGGCGGCCGUGUACUCCACGAGCCUAGCGUCCGGGGCCACGCGCCGCCUCACCCCGCGCGGCGUCGCCGACUUCAGCCCCGCCGUGUCGCCGUCCGGGGACUGGACCGCCGCCGCGUCGCCCGGCCCGCGCGGGUGGGACGGCGAGGUGGAGGACCUCCGCACCGACAUCUACGUCUUCCGGACCUCCGACGGGUCGCGGCGGGCGCUGGCCGUCCCGGACGCCGGGUGGCCGACCUGGGCCGACGACAGCACCGUCUUCUUCCACCGCCGGGACGGCGACGGCUGGUACGGCGUGUACCGCGCCAAGCUCUCCUUCACGGACGACGACGGCGGCGCCGGGGUGUCCGUGUCCGUCGCGUCCGUCGACCGGAUCACCCCGCCGGGGUUCCAUGCGUUCACCCCCGCCGCGUCGCCCGGCGCGCCGGGGCUCGUGGCCGUGGCCACCAGACGCCCGGGCUCCGACUACCGCCACGUCGAGGUCAUCGACGUGUCCGGCGGCGGCAGCGCCAACGCCACUUACUUCGAGGUGACCAGGCCCGUGGCGCCGCGCGCGCACCACUUCAACCCGUUCAUCUCGCCGGGGGGCGAGCGCGUCGGGUACCACCGGUGCCGGGGCAGCGGGAACGGGGACUCGCCGCUGCUGCUGGAGAGCAUCAAGAGCCCGUCGCCGGACACGUUCUCGCUCUUCAGGAUCGAUGGGUCGUUCCCCUCGUUCUCGCACGACGGCAAGAGGAUCGCCUUCGUCGGUCUGCCGGGGCUGUUCGUGGUCAACUCCGACGGCUCCGGUGGCCGCCGGCGGGUCUUCUCGGGCAACGCGUUCCCCACGACAUGGGACUGGAAGAGGAAAGGGGUCAUCUACACCAGCGUCGGGCCGGACUUCGCGAGCGAGAGCACCGAGGUGGACGUUGUCGCCGUGUCCCUUGGCGACGACGACGACCCCAACGUCUCGAUCAAGAAACUCACCGUGGGAGGCGAGAACAACGCGUUCCCGUCCCCCUCGCCGGACGGCAAGUGGGUGGUGUUCCGGUCCGGGAGGUCCGGGCACAAGAACCUCUACAUCAUGGACGCGGAGGACGGCGAGGCCGGUGGCAUCCGGCGCCUCACCGAGGGUCCUUGGUCCGACACCAUGUGCAACUGGUCACCCGACGGAGAGUGGAUCGCGUUCGCCUCCGACCGGCACAACCCGGGCAGUGGCAGCUUCGCCAUCUACAUGGUGCACCCGAACGGCACCGGCCUGCGGAGGGUAGUGCACAGCGCCGACGGCGGCCGGACCAACCACCCCUGGUUCAGCCCGGACUCCAAGACGCUGGUGUUCACGUCGGACUACGCCGCCGUGUCCGCGGAGCCCAUCUCCAACCCGCACCACUACCAGCCCUACGGCGAGAUCUUCACCGUCAACAUCGACGGGUCGGGCAUCCGCCGGCUCACGCACAACUCCUUCGAGGACGGGACGCCGUCGUGGACGCCGUACUACCUGAAGCCGGAGGACGUCGGCGAGACGCUGCAGGCCUCCGGGACGUGCGCGUUUGAGGAUUGCCACUGGCUCAACAUUGCUGCCCAGCCAGAUGGCCUCAUGUGUGGCAAGCACGGCUAA
This is a messenger RNA of Miscanthus lutarioriparius, 2025 nucleotides long. NCBI's taxonomy places the organism in Eukaryota, Viridiplantae, Streptophyta, Magnoliopsida, Poales, Poaceae. The record is from the annotation of a GenBank genome assembly.